AUGGAAGGAGAGCGGAAGGAACGGAAGGGGGAGGAGGAGGUUGCGGCGGUGUUCCGCCGUGGGUGGGACUGCGGGAGCCAGUUGUACGACUCCGUCGAGCUCGCGUUCGUCUACCGCGUCCUCGACAACCACCUCAUGGCGUCGCCGUCUGCACAGGAACCGGCGGUACAGGGUAGGAGCAGGAGUAGGACAUCGGCGCCGGCGGCGAAGGCCAAGAACGGGUCCCGGCGGAGGGCUGUGGCAAGGAGGACGGGCAAGGCGGUGCUCCAUUCCAUUUUCAGGUCCGUCACCUGCAGUAGGAAGUUGUCAUAGGGAAUCAUGUUUCAUGUAUGUCGAUGAACUAUGUAUGCAACAUGCGUUGCUACCCAUGUUUUUUUUUAUGUUUUCUGCUAUCGGCGGAUGUGAUGAUCGAGCGAGUUCAGGAUAUGUGAUCAUUUGGU
This is a messenger RNA of Hordeum vulgare subsp. vulgare (domesticated barley), 440 nucleotides long. RefSeq lists its product as uncharacterized. Lineage: Eukaryota; Viridiplantae; Streptophyta; Magnoliopsida; Poales; Poaceae. The transcript has a single exon. The record is from RefSeq and is a predicted model, not a curated record. Bases 1 to 312 code for a protein of 103 amino acids.